GGGAAUUUCCUGGGAGGAAGAUACUACGCGGGGCCGGGAGCAGAAUUUGCUCCAGGCACUGGGCCAGUCCGUGAGGGCUCCAGGAUCCAGGGGCCCCACUCCCUUCUCGCCGGGCUCCGGGCCAAGGAAGCGCGGCCGGAGUCCCGGGAAGCCCCUCGGCAGCCAGCCAAGGGCCCUGCGAGGAUCUGGAUGGCGCGGAUGGCGCGGCCUCCACCUGCGGGCAGUGGAGAGAGCGGCGAGAGGAAGAAUAUUCCCCGCGAGCCGGGAUAAGGGGCCCCUUCGUCCCGGUUGACCCAGGUCAGAUCCUCCCGCCGACCUUCGGCCCGCCCUCUGCAGGCGGCCCAGUUCCUCCCCGGCUCGGCUGCCCCUGCCCGCCCCUCGAGGGAGCGCCCGUAGCCAGCGCCCCUGUAAAGAAGUAAGGAGGCGCCGGGCUUCCCGCCCAGGCCCAGGGCCCCAGUGCAGCCUGGACACAGUAUUCAAAGUCUUGGCGUCUGAGCAUUAUUAUGCGUUAUUUUCAAGCUUUGCUAACGGUAUUUAAACCUUUGAGAUGUUUCCAUUAAUUGGAAAAACAAUCAUCUUUGAUAACUUUCCUGAUCCUUCUGAUACAUGGGAAAUCACUGAGACAAUUGGCAAAGGAACUUAUGGGAAAGUUUUUAAAGUAUUGAAUAAGAAAAAUGGCCAAAAAGCAGCAGUCAAAAUUCUUGAUCCAAUUCACGAUAUUGACGAAGAGAUUGAAGCAGAAUAUAACAUCUUAAAAGCACUUUCUGACCACCCUAAUGUGGUCAGAUUCUAUGGGAUAUACUUUAAGAAGGAUAAAGUAAGUGGAGACAAGCUGUGGUUGGUUCUUGAGCUCUGCAGUGGAGGAUCAGUGACUGACCUUGUGAAAGGAUUUCUGAAGAGGGGUGAAAGAAUGAGUGAGCCUCUAAUUGCCUAUAUUUUACAUGAAGCACUAAUGGGACUUCAACAUUUGCAUAACAACAAAACUAUCCACAGAGAUGUGAAAGGAAAUAACAUUCUAUUGACCACUGAAGGUGGAGUGAAACUAGUAGAUUUUGGUGUGUCUGCACAGCUCACCAGUACCCGGCACCGUCGGAACACAUCCGUAGGAACACCGUUUUGGAUGGCUCCUGAGGUGAUUGCAUGUGAACAGCAAUUGGAUACCACUUAUGAUGCCAGAUGUGACACUUGGUCCCUGGGUAUCACGGCCAUUGAGCUGGGUGAUGGAGAUCCUCCACUAGCUGACCUUCAUCCCAUGAGAGCACUCUUCAAAAUACCAAGGAAUCCACCCCCAAAACUAAGGCAGCCUGAGCUAUGGUCAGCAGAAUUCAAUGACUUCAUAAGCAAGUGCUUGACUAAAGAUUAUGAAAAGCGUCCAACAGUGUCAGAACUUUUACAGCAUAAAUUCAUUACUCAAAUUGAGGGCAAAGAUGUGAUGCUACAAAAACAACUAAUGGAAUUCAUUGGCAUCCAUCAAUGCAUGGGAGGCACAGAAAAGGCCAGACAUGAACGUAUUCACACAAAGAAAGGGAACUUCAACCGACCUCUAAUAUCCAAUCUGAAGGAUGUAGAUGAUUUAGCAACCCUAGAAGUUUUGGAUGAGAAUACAGUCUCAGAGCAACUGGAGAAGUGUUAUUCCAGAGAUCAGAUCUAUAUCUAUGUGGGAGACAUACUCAUUGCUCUUAACCCUUUUCAGAGUCUGGGUCUUUACUCCACAAAGCAUUCCAAACUAUAUAUCGGAUCAAAGAGAACUGCCAGUCCUCCUCACAUUUUUGCAAUGGCUGACUUAGGAUAUCAAUCUAUGAUAACAUAUAAUUCAGAUCAGUGCAUUGUUAUUUCUGGAGAAAGUGGUGCUGGAAAGACUGAAAAUGCUCAUCUUUUAGUUCAGCAGCUGACAGUGCUUGGAAAGGCUAAUAACAGAACCUUGCAAGAGAAGAUUUUACAAGUGAACAAUUUGGUAGAAGCCUUUGGCAAUGCCUGCACUAUUAUAAAUGACAAUUCUAGCAGAUUUGGAAAAUACUUAGAAAUGAAAUUCACCUCUUCUGGAGCGGUAGUGGGAGCACAGAUUUCUGAAUAUCUCCUGGAAAAAUCCCGAGUUAUCCACCAAGCUAUUGGAGAAAAAAAUUUUCAUAUUUUUUACUACAUUUAUGCUGGUUUGGCUGAAAAGAAGAAACUAGCCCAUUACAAACUGCCUGAAAAUAAGCCUCCCAGGUACCUACAAAAUGACCACCUCAGAACAGUACAAGACAUCAUGAAUAAUAGUUUCUAUAAAUCCCAGUAUGAAUUAAUUGAGCAAUGUUUCAAAGUCAUAGGUUUUACAAUGGAGCAACUUGGUAGUAUAUACAGCAUACUCGCUGCAAUCUUGAAUGUUGGCAACAUUGAAUUUUCUUCUGUGGCAACUGAACACCAGAUUGACAAGAGCCACAUUUCUAAUCAUACAGCCCUGGAGAACUGUGCUUCUUUGCUUUGCAUUCGGGCAGAUGAGCUACAAGAAGCUCUCACCUCCCACUGUGUGGUCACUAGAGGAGAAACAAUUAUACGACCCAAUACUGUAGAAAAAGCUACCGAUGUCAGGGAUGCCAUGGCUAAAACUUUAUAUGGACGUCUCUUUAGUUGGAUAGUCAAUUGCAUUAACAGUUUGUUGAAGCAUGACUCAUCACCAAGUGGGAAUGGUGAUGAGCUGAGCAUUGGCAUUCUUGAUAUAUUUGGCUUUGAAAAUUUCAAAAAAAAUUCCUUCGAGCAGCUGUGCAUUAACAUUGCAAAUGAACAAAUUCAGUAUUAUUAUAAUCAACAUGUGUUUGCAUGGGAACAGAAUGAAUACCUAAAUGAAGAUGUGGAUGCUAGAGUUAUUGAAUAUGAGGAUAACCGGCCCCUCUUAGAUAUGUUUCUGCAAAAGCCAAUGGGUUUACUUUCCCUACUUGAUGAAGAAAGUAGAUUUCCCAAGGCCACUGACCAGACUCUUGUAGAAAAAUUUGAAGGUAACCUGAAAUCACAAUACUUCUGGAGACCCAAAAGAAUGGAACUUAGUUUUGGAAUUCACCAUUAUGCAGGAAAGGUCCUCUAUAGUGCAAGUGGAUUCUUAGCCAAAAACAGAGACACUCUUCCAACUGACAUUGUGCUACUUUUGAGGUCAUCCGACAACAGUGUAAUUAGGCAACUAGUCAACCACCCUCUGACCAAAACAGGUAAUCUGCCACAUUCUAAAACUAAAAAUGUUAUAAACUAUCAAAUGAGGACUUCAGAAAAAUUAAUCAAUCUGGCAAAGGGCGACACUGGAGAAGCCACACGUCAUGCCAGAGAGACAACCAACAUGAAAACACAAACAGUUGCAUCAUAUUUUAGAUAUUCCCUGAUGGAUUUGUUGUCUAAAAUGGUGGUGGGCCAACCUCAUUUUGUCCGUUGCAUCAAACCAAAUAAUGAGCGUCAGGCAAGAAAAUAUGACAAAGAGAAAGUUCUGCUACAGCUUCGGUACACAGGAAUUCUGGAAACAGCAAGAAUUCGAAGGCUAGGAUUCUCCCAUCGGAUACUUUUUGCUAACUUUAUAAAGCGGUACUACCUUCUCUGCUACAAGUCGAGCGAGGAGCCCCCCAUGAGCCCUGACACCUGUGCCACCAUUUUGGAAAAAGCUGGUCUCGAUAACUGGGCUCUUGGAAAAACAAAAGUGUUCCUUAAGUAUUAUCACGUGGAACAGUUAAAUCUAAUGCGAAAGGAAGCUAUUGACAAGCUUAUUUUGAUUCAAGCUUGUGUCAGAGCAUUCUUGUGUUCAAGAAGAUACCAAAAAAUACAGGAGAAAAGGAAAGAAAGCGCUAUAAUAAUACAGUCAGCUGCAAGAGGACACCUUGUCAGGAAACAAAGAAAAGAAAUUGUUAACGUGAAAAACACAGCAGUAACAACCAUUCAGACUUCUGAUCAGGAAUUCGACUACAAGAAAAACUUUGAAAAUACAAGGGAAUCUUUCGUGAAGAAACAAGCAGAAAAUGCAAUCUCUGCUAAUGAAAGAUUCAUUUCAGCUCCAAAUAAUAAAGGAAGUGUAUCUGUAGUGAAGACUUCCACUUUCAAACCUGAAGAGGAAACCACCAAUGCUGUGGAGAGUAACAAUAGAGUGUAUCAGACUCCAAAAAAAAUGAAUAAUGUGUAUGAGGAAGAGGUUAAGCAAGAAUUCUACCUUGUAGGGCCAGAAGUAAGCCCCAAACAGAAGUCUGUCAAAGACCUGGAAGAGAACAGCAAGCUAAGGAAAGUGGAGAAAGAGGAAGCUAUGAUCCAGAGUUACUAUCAGAGUUACACAGAGGAGAGGAAUUGUGAAGAGUCAAAAGCAGCAUAUCUAGAAAGGAAGGCCAUAUCAGAAAGGCCAAGCUACCCAGUGCCUUGGUUAGCUGAAAAUGAGACUUCCUUUAAAAAAACUUUGGAACCUACACUUAGCCAAAGGUCAAUUUAUCAAAAUGCAAACAGCAUGGAAAAAGAAAAGAAGACAUCUGUAGUUACCCAGAGUGCACCGAUAUGCAGCCAGGAGGAAGGCAGAGGCCAUCUGAGGCAUGAGACAGUCAAAGAGAGGCAAGUUGAACCAGUGACACAGGCCCAGGAGGAAGAAGAUAAAGCAGCGGUAUUCAUUCAGAGCAAAUACCGGGGUUACAAGAGAAGGCAGCAGUUGAGGAAGGACGAGAUGUCUUCUUUUAAGCAUCAGAGGAUUGUCACAACACCAACAGAAGUAGCAAGAAACACUCAUAAUUUGUAUUCCUAUCCCACAAAACAUGAGGAAAUCAAGAAGAAGGAUAACAAAGACUUGAAACCAACUUCAGAAAGAGAAGCAUAUGAUUUGGCAAUUUUUUCAAAACAGAUAUCAAAGUUAUCUGAAGAAUAUUUCAUUCUGCAGAAAAAACUGAAUGAAAUGAUUUUGUCACAGCAACUGAAGCCACUUUAUCUGGGUGUCUCGCACCAUAAGCCAAUUAAUAGACGAGUUUCUUCUCAGCAGUGCCUCUCAGGUGUCUCUAAAGGAGAGGAGCCAAAAAUAUUGAGACCCCCAAGACGACCCCGGAAACCCAAAACAUUAAAUAACCCUGAAGACUCCACAUACUAUUAUCUACUACAUAAGUCAAUCCAAGAAGAAAAACGAAGACCAAGGAAAGACAGUCAGGGAAAAUUAUUAGAUUUGGAAGAUUUCUAUUAUAAGGAAUUUUUGCCCAGUCGUUCUGGACCAAAGGAACAUAGCCCUAGUUUAAGAGAACGAAGACCACAGCAAGAACUCCAGAAUCAAUAUAUUAAGGCUAAUGAAAGGUGCUGGGCGGCGGAGAGCCCCGAGAAGGAGGAGGAGGAGGAGAAGGAGGAGGAGAGAGGGCCAGCAGCCAACCCCUACGACUUCAGGAGGCUCCUGCGCAAAACCUCCCAGCGCCGGCGCCUCGUCCAGCAGUCCUAACCGUGCAACGAGGCAGUCACCGCCGUCGGAAGGCGCUGGAGCCUGCGGGGCAGCAGGGGCCAAGCAGGCGCUCUGGGGCUGGCACCAGCAGGCACUGAAGCUGCGGCCCUGAUCUCCGCAGAGGCUGCCUGCUGCGCUUGGCCCUCAAGUGCCCGGGCCGGCCUUCGUGCUCCGAAACAAGAGACCUGGGAGCCCUCGGGAAACCUCCCCCGACGCCCUCUCUCGGAACUCCCGCACCCUCCUUUCUCACCAGCCCGCCAGUUGGGGCAACCCUGUCCUUGUUCCCCUAAUCUAUCUCUUUGUUCUUUUUUUUUGUGACUCCUGUGGACUCCACUGCGCCUGGGAUCUCGCCAACCCCUCUCUCAUUUGGGGUGACUGAAUUCACAGAUUUUUUUUUAUUAUUGGAAACGGCUUUUCUUGGCCAACAGAACACUUGCUAGCAGUUGAAUCUUAAGAGAAAAAAGCCCGGGAGGGGUGGGGAGAAUUUCGAAGAUGUAUUUCAUCUCAAACUUGCUCUUUCUCUUCCUUUGGUUAUUAAGGUCACUAAAUAAAGGAAGUGCCUUGGAAAA
Messenger RNA from Gorilla gorilla gorilla (western lowland gorilla), 5976 nucleotides. RefSeq names its product myosin IIIA (gene MYO3A). The transcript has 35 exons. Gene Ontology annotation, cellular component: stereocilium tip; myosin complex; photoreceptor inner segment. Gene Ontology annotation, molecular function: ATP binding; protein binding; protein serine/threonine kinase activity. Lineage: Eukaryota; Metazoa; Chordata; Mammalia; Primates; Hominidae. Gene Ontology annotation, biological process: regulation of actin filament length; positive regulation of filopodium assembly; sensory perception of sound. Bases 548 to 5407 code for a protein of 1619 amino acids. The record is from RefSeq and is a predicted model, not a curated record.